AAGGAGCCUAGGUCAAAAAUAUUACCAUGAAUACUAAUUAUGCAACUUCUAAUUAUAUUCUGUGAAUAUAUUAACAGCAGUUUAUGGAGAUGGGAGAUAGCCUGAUCAGUUUAUUCUGCAGGUGGUGUACAUGAAGUACAUGUUGCACCCUCACUCGUUCUCUUUAGGCCUUGCCUCUCUAAGUGCAAAAAUAGAAAAGAUCAAUGAAUAGAGAAUUUGGGGAGAUGGAGUAGAUCUGAACAAAGACAAGACCACUAAAGUGGUAAUCCACCUCUUAACAGCAGUAGCCUCUUCUGCAGGUGUAGAGAGAUUUUUUUCUUCCUCUGGAUUAAUUCAUUUUAUGUUGAGAAAAUUUGGGAACUGGACUUCCCAGGAGGAUCACUCCGCCUGUGCUGCCUCUGAGACGGGCUCCCGUCUUGGAUGAAACUUAUCCAGUUUUAAAUUCAGUCAGAAGGGUUUUUUCUGACUGGGGAUGAUAUCUUCCGGAUAAGGAAGAAGCGUGAGAUCUGCCACAUAGUUUUGUUUCGAUUGUUGGAGCCUGGAAUUCGUCAGAAUUGUCUGUCUUCCAGCAGUUCAGACAGAGCGAGGAUUUUAUGCUAGCUCAGCUGGAUAAGUGACCCGUUUUUUUUAACGGACUAGCAGGCAAACCUCCUGUCUACAUUUAUCAUUUUCUUAUCUAUAUAGCUAAAGAGAUUUGUCAAAGUAACAGCAAUUAAGAUAACCUAGAUGAGGUAAGACUUUCCUUUAUUUACGGAACUAAGGGGGAAGAAAAUAUAAAUAGCUUAUCUUUUUUUUUUUAUUGCAAAAAGCUGACAUGGAAAAUUGCGUUUUAAAGAUUACAACGGAUGAGAGCUUUCUGAUUGGGAGAGAUAAGAAAUCUUUUUGAUUUACAAGACUUUUGUGUAAUAUAUAUAAGGGACUAUUUUUUCUGAUCUACUUUUUUUGUUGUUGUUGUUGACGAAUCUGCUCAUUCUCUCUGCUACUAGUUAUUUGAACGCUGUGAACUAAAAGCUGUUUUUGCACUUCUGGACAUUUAAGAGAUAAGGACUGUCUAGCGUGUGACGUUAGUUGGUUGGAAAGAUUAACUCCUUUGUAACUGGAUAAAGAAAUAAACUGCUCUUUGCUUGGGACAUUGAAAAUUGAAGGAGUUUUGUUCUUUUGGUUUUAAGAAUGGCAAUUAAGAAGAUCAUGGAUGUACAAGAAGGGACUUUAUUUCUAGACAUGCUUCAGAAAAUAAUGGAUGGGAUUAACUCAAUAAAACAAGAACUGAGAAAUAAUAGACAAGCGUGGAGAACUGAAUUUCAUGAAAUGAGACAGGAGCUGAAAGAAACUCAGGAUUCUAUGAGAAAGGAGAAUAAAGAUAGAUCUGGAAAACAAAAAAAGGAUGAAAGAGAAAUUAAAGGCAAGGUUCAAUCUAUGGAGAUUGGCUUAAAUAUGGACAUGAAAAAAGAUUUGGAUUUCCUGGUUGUGACGGAUCCUGGAGAUAAAUAUUACAGUUUGGAAUACAGCACUGUCUCUGAAGGAAUUGAAGAGAUUGGAGAUAAAGAUAUUAUCGGUUCAAAAAAAUUCCUGGACUGGAAGGAUUUGAUGGAACUUGAAAUGGAGAAAGUUAAUAGAAUUAAUCCCUGUUUUGAGUCAAUGGAAAAACCUUCAAGAAAUGUACUAGUGUAUCAUGUGGAAAAGAGGAGCAGAGAUGCGGCUUUGAAACAAUACUUCAGUGUUACGUUUGGAUUUGAUGACAAUGAACAAGGAAGACAAAGGAAGAAGAUUAAGUUAACUAUCACCCAGUAUUUUAAGUUUCUCCUGUUGACUUGUGAUUUAAACUUAUUUAAAUCAGUAAAAUUGAGUCCUUCGGAGAAGCGAUUUAAAUCAAAUCUACCCUGUCUAAGAGCACUAGUGUCUAUCCAGGUACUCCAGUAUGAAUCUUGA
Rhineura floridana is the source of this 1929-nucleotide messenger RNA. RefSeq lists its product as uncharacterized. The transcript is spliced from 3 exons. The record is from RefSeq and is a predicted model, not a curated record. The coding region runs from base 1171 to 1929 and encodes 252 amino acids. NCBI's taxonomy places the organism in Eukaryota, Metazoa, Chordata, Lepidosauria, Squamata, Rhineuridae.